GGCUUGCCUUUGUUCGGGGGCGGCCCGCCUCUCUCAGUCACUCCCUCUCUCCUUUUGGGGGCUAUAGUGUGCUUGUGUUUAGUUCGCGCAGAUAGUCAAAUAGGAUUCCUUUGGGAAGGGACACAAAUCACUCCCAUUUGAACAAGGGGAGCAACACGGGAUCAGCACCCACAAGGGUUCUCUUUUUCUUGAUUUCUAAUUUCUAUCUCGUUUCUCUCUGAGAGAGGGAAACAGGGAGAAGUAUACUAAGGAAAAAAGGUAUACACAAAGAAAGAGAAAGAAGAGAAAGAAAACUUGUCAGGGGAUGAUGACAUUUGAUCUAACGCUGUCUGAAAGCUCCAUUUGAUCCUUCUGUACCUUAAACUGACACUGGAGCUCUCUUUGUAAAUCUUCUGAAUCCAGCGGGGACAUCGGUAAAAACCCUCAAGUGAGCUUUUCCUCGUCUGUGCGCUUCGUUUGAAUUUUCGUCGGUCUAUCGGUCUUUUUGACACCUGGAUAUCCUCUGUUUGCCUGUCUGACAUUUUUAUAAUAACGACAGUACUGCCUCUCGUGUCAACGAGAACGUCGCUUUAUCUCUUGUGGUUUGUGCGCUGUAUUCUCUUCGUUUUACCGCUGGCCAGCAGACACGGGGUUCGGACACUUUUGAUAACCCGCACCGACAGGGAGUGCGAAAGAUCCAGUUUUCAUGUUUGGAAUUCAAGAGAGCAUCCAACGGAGUGGGAAUAGCUUGAAAGAAGAGCCUCUCGGAUCCGGGAUGAACGCUGUUCGGACAUGGAUGCAAGGUGCCGGGGUGUUGGAUGCGAACACGGCCGCUCAGAGUGGAGUGGGUCUUGCUCGGGCACACUUUGAGAAACAACCGCCCUCAAACCUUCGGAAAUCCAACUUCUUCCACUUCGUUUUGGCUUUGUACGACAGGCAAGGACAGCCUGUGGAAAUCGAAAGAACAUCUUUUAUUGGAUUUGUUGAAAAAGACAAGGAGUGCACCGGAGAAAAGACAAACAACGGGAUACAUUACAGACUCCAACUUCUCUACAGCAAUGGCAUCAGAACAGAACAGGAUUUUUAUGUGCGGCUUAUUGACUCCAUGACCAAACAGCCAAUCAUCUAUGAAGGUCAAGACAAGAACCCCGAGAUGUGUCGAGUGCUGCUCACACAUGAGAUCAUGUGCAGCCGCUGUUGUGACAAAAAGAGCUGUGGGAACCGCAACGAGACGCCCUCUGACCCCGUCAUCAUCGAUAGAUUCUUUCUGAAAUUCUUCCUGAAGUGUAACCAGAAUUGUCUGAAGAAUGCUGGCAACCCACGGGACAUGCGCCGUUUCCAAGUGGUGGUCUCCACGACAGUCAGUGUGGACGGUCACGUGCUGGCCGUGUCCGACAACAUGUUUGUGCACAACAACUCCAAGCACGGACGCAGGGCUCGCCGCCUGGACCCGUCGGAAGGCACGCCCUCAUACCUGGAGCAUGCUGCACCCUGCAUCAAAGCCAUCAGCCCCAGCGAAGGCUGGACCACGGGGGGCGCCACUGUCAUCAUCAUCGGGGACAACUUCUUUGAUGGCCUGCAGGUCAUCUUUGGCACCAUGCUGGUGUGGAGUGAGCUCAUCACGCCCCAUGCCAUCCGGGUGCAGACCCCACCGCGCCACAUCCCUGGAGUCGUGGAGGUCACCCUCUCCUACAAGUCCAAGCAGUUCUGCAAAGGAACCCCAGGCCGCUUCAUCUACACAGCCCUGAAUGAGCCUACCAUUGACUACGGUUUCCAGAGACUCCAGAAGGUCAUCCCCAGACACCCUGGAGACCCUGAGCGUCUCCCAAAGGAGGUCAUUCUCAAGCGGGCGGCAGAUCUUGUGGAAGCGCUGUACGGAAUGCCUCAUAACAACCAGGAGAUCAUCCUGAAGCGAGCUGCUGAUAUCGCAGAGGCGCUGUACAACGUGCCCCGGAACCACAACCAGCUGUCGGGCCUCACCAACAGCUCCGUGCACGCGGGCAUGAUGGGGGUCAACUCCUUCCCCGGCCAGCUCGCCGUCAACGUGUCUGAGAACUCACAAGGCGGGAACCAGGGCUUUAGCCGGAACACCAGCAGCGUCUCGCCGCAUGGCUACGUGCCCAGCUCCACGCCGCAGCAGACCAGCUACAGCUCCACCAGCAUGAACGGCUACGGCAACAGCGGCAUGUCCAACCUGGGCAGCUCGCCCAGUUUCCUCAACGGCUCCGCCGCCAACUCCCCCUAUGCCAUCGUCCCGUCCAGCCCCACCAUGGCCUCCUCCACCAGCCUGGCCUCCAACUGCAGCAGCUCCUCCGGCAUCUUCUCCUUCUCCCCCGCCAACAUGGUGUCGGCCGUCAAGCAGAAGAGCGCCUUCGCCCCCGUGGUGCGACCCCAGAACUCGCCCCCACCCACCUGCACCAGCUCCAACGGCAACGGUCUCCAAGAUCAGUCUUUUGUGGAUUCUAGCAAGUACACCCCAUCCAGCGCUCUGCAGGGGCUGGCCUUCUCCUGAAUGAUUCCUGGAAUGAUUGUCCCUCCCAUGUAGUGGGCGUGUGUUUGAGCAUGUGAGAGCUAGCGGAUGUGGCGUUGUGACGUUGACUCCCCCUCUCACCCCUCCGACCCGACCCGACAUGACCCAACCCGAUCCGAUCCCCCUCUCCCUCCUUCCUCGCGUGUGUACAGAAGACUCCGGUAUCGGACCGCACCUGCAGUCCCACUCUGAAGAAACACAAACACCUAUCUCAGGCCCUUUUUAAAAAGGAUUCACGUUUGAACAAAAAAAACAGAAAAAGAAAUGAAGACAGAAGAGAACAAGAUACAGAACCAUUGCGACAACCUCUUUUGAUGUGAUAUAUUUGUAAACACCUUGUAGACACUUUUUAAGGGGAAGGCGAGGCCACCAUUGAUAUUUAAAGCCCAGUGCCCACAAGAACAAAAGAAAAAAAGGAAAAAAAAAAGAACAAAAAACAAGAGCUUUGUUUAUUUUGAAGGAUGUGCUCAUAAUUUGCUAUCAUCAUUGUGUGUUUUUGUUUAGUUAUGUUUUUUGUGCAAAAAGUAUGUAAUGCCCAUAUAUGAAAUGUAAUAUACACAACAGACACUAUGUUACAGUAGUUUCUGUUUAUGACUUUUUACAAUUCGUGAAGGAAAAACAUUUGUGAAGGGAAAAAAAAAGUGCUGACAUCUGUAAGUAAGUAGCAGUAAGGCCCUAAACGAAUGUUUACAGAAACAACUAUUUGCUUCACUCCCAUGAUACAAUCACAACAUAGCCAGACCAACCUUGGGUUCGCCAAUUUGCCAUUGGAUGAACUCGCAGACAACCAGACUGAGUUGAACUAUGCUAUUUAUGGACACUGACUUGUUAACUAUGCAUCACAAACCUAGAAGUUCCAGACGACUCCAUCUGCAGGAGUGCCAGCUGCUCCACAGAGUUCUGUUCUGGAGCAGCUGUAAAAAAUACAACUACAACUAAACAUUUUACAAGAGAGACAUAUGCAUCCUAAUCAGAAUUGUGAUAAUCCUGAUAAGCAGAUACGAUUCACGCAACAACAUAGCCCAACAAAAAUCUAUUUUUUUGUGGUGGCAUUUUCACUUGUAAGGGAGGCAUGGUAUUCAGUUUGCCAACUGCAUCAAACAAUAAUGCUGUCAGUUUAUAGCCCUGAUUCUGUAGCUGCCAAAAGUCUGAGUUAAUUGUAGGGAAAUGGUAAAAAAGCGACAGAUAUUGACCAAUAUGCAUUCUUUUAAUACUGUAGCCAAACAUGUCCCCCCCCCCCCCACACACACACACACACACACAAAAACCCACACAACACCUCCUGUUCUGCUGUACUUAGCAGUGCCUCAUCUGCUGAUAACAUCCAGUGAUAACAUUCAUUAUAUCUUUUAUAAAAUAGAUUUUUGCCAUGUCCACGGUAUCCAUUUUAAGUUAGUUUGCCAAGAGAAUGUAGUUUAGUCACUGAAAGCUGACAGAACAUCCUGCUCUACUGAGAGUAACCAGAGCCUCCUCCUGUGUUCCGAGGAGUCCCUCAGCCGGUCAUACAAGCGUUCAACUACAGCCAAGGGAAGCCAGUUUUAAGUCCCAAAUUGUCCGAAGCCUUUCUCGUUAGUCUAUUAAUGCCAUCUGUGAAGCAAAGUCAAUGAAGGAGGCAACAUUUUUAAAAGGGUCUGUUGCCAUGUUUUCAAUUUUUAUUUAAAAAAAGAACUAUGUAUGAAUGCAAUAUUUCUUUCUGUUAAGAUUUCUUAGUUUGAGUCAACAACUGUCACUUAUCUCCUUACUGUAAUGAUAACAACAUCUGGAGAUUGGAAAGGGAAGUUCCGAAAGUGGUUUUCAUUAGAGAAUGGGUCGUUUUUGAUUUCCCACUUGGCCAUAAAGGGAAUAGUAAUAUACAAACGAGCAAGCACUGUAAAGGUUUUCCAACCCCUCGUCGAAAAAUUAGAGUUUAACCUUUUUCUUUUUCUAUUUUAUUUUUGUUGUGUGUUCUGUGUGUUUUGUAUAUAGUAAUAACUAUGUUAGUCUUUGUGAUUUUUUUUCCCGUUUGUUUUGUUUGCCAAAGUUUUUUUUGUUUGAAAAAGAUAUUUAUACAUCAAAAGAAGUCUUAAGGCAGCUUCACAGUAUAGUGUCACUGAUUCUAUGUUUACUGCAUAAUCAAAGAUCUCAUCAAUUUUAGCUUGGAGAGUUUGGAUAUUACAAAAGGGAUAUGUAUAAAAUAUCCAUAUAAAUAUUGUGUGUAUGUAUCGCUUGAAUUUGUACAUUGCUUCUAUCCCUGUCAUUCAUGUGUUUAAUAUUGUGAAAAAAGUGCCGAUUUGAUUAGAUUUUUUUGUCUGCCAUUAUUGUCCUUUAAUGUGAUUUUUAGAUUUUUUUUUUUAUUUUUAUGUUGUCUUGUGCAUAAAACCAUUCUCCCAUUUAUAUUUCAUCGAACAAAAGCCAUUGUCUAUUUUUGUAUCAUUUGUAAGUUAAUGAAAAUGUUCAUGUUUUUUUCCCUUUUAUGUUGAAUUUGUUUUUCAUAUGGCAAAAGUAGUGCAUUAUUCUCAUAGUAUUAGUUAUAUGGAUUUUGAGAAUAGAUAAGUAUAUCAUAUGAAUAUCUUUUUUUGUUUGUUUGUUUUGCUUUUUUUCAUAAACUAAUACUGUUAAAACCGUACAAUAUGCAUGGAUCUUAUCCUCCUGGAGCUGCAUUUGUGUGCAGGAAGACCAUUUUGGCAGUUAAAGAUAAUAAUAAUAUUGAUAAUGAUAAUAAUAAUAGUAGUAGUAGUAGUAUGAAGAUUUUCUGGUUUUCUUUUAUCAUCUCUUUUUCUUGUUUCCAUUUUUGCGUUAUUUAAAUCGGCAUCUUAGUUUCCCCCCCACACCAUCUCCUCUGUCCCAGGGAGUGGCGGAGUCAGAUCCCAUCCUGAGUCCCCCGCAGCCCGGGCCAGUCGUGUCAGUCUCAACCAGCAGUUUAGAUGCCUUAACAAUGCAAACCCGCGCCAUCGUCCACCGUGUGCCACCGUGUUCUCUCACCCACUCUCUGUCACACGCCACCCAUGGAAUGCCCCAGAGGGGAGAACGAAGGCAGUGGCACCCAACUUUUUUUGGGUGGAUUUCCUUCUCAGUUAAUUAGCGGCAGUUCAGUUUGAAGAGCAGGACUAAGUGUUUAGAUGCACCAGCAUUUAACACACUGGAUUUCACAGACAUGUUUAGUUACACUUCUGAAACCCCAUGUUAUUUACAUAACUGGAGCACAACAGUGAGUGAAUUCAAAAACAAAACAAAAAAUGUAAAAUGACACAACUUUUUUUUUUUAAUAUACAGUUUCUUCUUUACUGUUGAGGUUGUUUGAACUCACCUGCACGUGUGUGUGUGUGUGUGUGUGUGUGUGUGUGUGUGUGUGUGUGUGUGUGUGUGUGUGUGUUUCUAUGGCUGAGCUGCCACUGAGAAUAGAUUUCCAAUGUGUAUAUUUUAAGGGGGUGUAGACAGCCACCAUUGCCACUCAUACUGUGUGUGUGCACGUGUGUGUGCAUUCUGGUGUAAUUAUCACCCUUCUGCUGAGGUAAACUUAAGGAUUCUUUUGAAGGCAAUGCCAUAUUAUUUCCCCCGUUGCAGUUCUUUUUGAGGGACAACAGUGCGGUUGUCAUUACAAAAAUAUACACGUGAUGAAUAGCAAAACAACAGCACAACAAUACACACACAACUUCUGAGGACAAUUGUACAUUACUGCAACUGAUUUUAUCAUGCUUAUGCCCUGUGCUCUUGAGCCUUCAGUCCCCACUUGAAAAUUCAGCCAUCUGUGGAUCCUUACUCUGUUGGUCACCUGGCCAAUCUCCUUGUGUGUGUGUGUGUUUGUUUGUGUGUGUGUGUGUGUGUAUGUGUGUGUGUGCGUGUGUGUGUGUGUGCGCGCGCGUGUGUGUUGAGUGAGUGAGUGAGUGAGUGUACCGAUUGUCCUUUGAGAAGGAAUUGUGGCUUAUUUAUUAAAUUUCUAAAGGUUAUUUUAGCCAUAUGUUUUUGGAGGAGCAAAAGAAAAUGUCAGAUAUAGGAUUUUGAUGAUCAGCGUUUGUACAAUGCACACAAUGUUACUAAAUGUAUCAGCAUUUUGAUUUGACUCAGUCUCCUACCUUUUUUUUUGUUGUUGUGUUAAAGGGAAGUUUUCUUUUCCAGGGGACUGUGCAACUUCUUAUUCUUCACGGCAAAUUGGUGGACACUGUCUGUCCAACAGUUACUCGUUAAAAACAAACAAACAGGAAGAAACCUUUGACCUUGUAUCAUCCUCGCUCCCAAACCUUGUCUUUGACUGGACACUCAGAGCAGUUCUAUAUUGAUAGGAAAUAGAGAAAAA
Clupea harengus (Atlantic herring) is the source of this 6782-nucleotide messenger RNA. Its product is annotated as EBF transcription factor 1. Lineage: Eukaryota; Metazoa; Chordata; Actinopteri; Clupeiformes; Clupeidae. Gene Ontology annotation, biological process: regulation of DNA-templated transcription. The record is from RefSeq and is a predicted model, not a curated record. Gene Ontology annotation, molecular function: DNA-binding transcription factor activity; DNA binding.